Molecule: messenger RNA, 1866 nt
Organism: Endocarpon pusillum Z07020
Lineage: Eukaryota; Fungi; Ascomycota; Eurotiomycetes; Verrucariales; Verrucariaceae
Exons: 2
Coding region: 1-1866 (621 amino acids)
Biological process (GO): mRNA splicing, via spliceosome; spliceosomal tri-snRNP complex assembly
Cellular component (GO): precatalytic spliceosome; U4 snRNP; U4/U6 x U5 tri-snRNP complex
Source: RefSeq, a predicted model, not a curated record
AUGACGACUCUGGUUGACGAACUCUUGAAUGACUUCGACGAUUCGAGCUCCGAGACUGGUGAACAUGAUCAAAACGGGUUCCUGGAAGACAACGUCCCGAGUGCUCAAGAUGAUGUGCCUACCAGUGCACGUACCCAUUCAACGUCCGGCAUGGAACUUGACGGCGACGAAGAAGAAAUAUCUGAUGCCGAGGAAGAACUAGCAGCGCAAAGCAAUAGCACAGACCUGAAAGAUGCGCCGGACGAAGAGGAAACCAAGGCGAGGGUGGAGAAAAUGAAACUGGGAGUUGUCAGUGAUGUCAGAAAUGUGGCCGGCUUGAUGAAGACCUUACAACCUAUACUCGAGAAAAUCGCCCACUACCAAUCUAUACCUCCGGAAAAGAGGACGACUACAGUCGGCUCCAUCGAAGACAACCCUGAGUAUAAACUCCUUACACAGUCCAACUCUCUCGCUACCUCAAUCGAUGCCGAAAUCAUCCUCGUGCAUAAAUUCAUACGAGAUCACUACUCCACCAGAUUCCCCGAACUCGAGACCCUAAUCUCAAACCCACUUGACUAUGCCAAAACCGUUGCUAUCCUCAAGAAUGGACCACUCGACAACAUCAAGGCUCUUUCGAAUUCAACCGAUAACCCCGUUGGAGCGUCCCUGAAAUCCGUACUUGACGGACCGUCCCUUAUGGUCGUCACAGUGGAAGGAACCACAACCAAAGGCCGCGAGAUGACCGAGACAGAACUCCAAACCGUCCUCCGCGCCUGCAGCAUGAUCCUCGACCUCGACCGCGCCAAAGCCAUCCUGACCUCCUACGUCCAAUCACGCAUGACACUCUUUGCACCCAAUCUAACCGUCCUCAUCGGCUCUUUAACAGCAGCGCAACUCCUCAACUUCGCCGGCGGUGUAACCGGCCUUGCCAAAACGCCCGCCUGCAACAUCCCGCCCCUCGGCUCGAAAAAGCAAACCCAAACCGGCUUCGCCACCAAUGUCGGCAUCCGCCAACAAGGCUUCCUCUACCACAGCCCCAUCAUCGCCUCGAUCCAAUCUGACCUAAAAAAGCAAGCCAUGCGAAUUGUAUCUGCAAAACUCAUCCUGGCGGCACGAGUCGACCGCGUCCACCAAUCCCCGGACGGGGCUAUGGGCCUCGACCUAAAACAGGCAUGUCUUGAACGACUAGACAAACUUACCGAACCUCCACCUAACAAGGGCCCCAGAGCGCUCCCAGCACCGGAUGACAAGCCCUCUCGGAAACGGGGCGGGAGGAGAGCGCGGAAGGCAAAAGAAGCGACCGCUAUGACGGAUCUGAGGAAACAGCAGAAUCGGAUGGCGUUUGGUAAGGAAGAAAAAGAGGUCGGGUACGGGACGGGCGAGGGCACGAAAGGGCUAGGCAUGGUGGGUCUGGAAAACGAUGGGCGUAUCAGAGCCGGGCAGAUCGAUCAGCGGACUCGAGCGAAAUUGUCCAAGAAGAAUCCUGGCUGGGGCGGCGGCGGUGGCACGGCCUCGACCGUGAAUGGGAUGGCGUCCUCGCUGCGCGGGUUUGGAUCCGCCGCAGCAGCCGGAGGUGCUGCAACGACACUGCGAGCUCAAGGCUUAAGAACAUCGGGUGUUGGCGCUGGAAAUCUAGCCGGAACGGCGAGUUCGAUUGCGUUCACGCCGGUGCAGGGCCUUGAGCUGGUGGAUCCGAAGGUCCAGGCGGAGUUGAAUAGGAAGAGGAAGGCGGAGGAGGAUCGUUGGUUCAAGGGCGGUACUUUUACGCAGGUUGGCAAUGGUGCUGGUGCUGCUGCGAAGAAUGGGGAUGCUGGCGGGUUCAAGGUGCCGCAGAUGCCGGCAAGUAAAAAGGUGAAUACGGGCGCUGGGUUGGGGAAUUCGCAAUGA